CAGGCGCCAUUACAGGGUAUACGAUCUCUGCUGGAAAACAAUGUAUUUGACUUUAAGAGGAAAAGCGAAGAGACUGUACAUUGGUGAGUCCUGCUGUUGAAACUACUUCAGUUACAAAUGGCUGAGAAAGUUGCUCUUCUUGAAAGUUAUCUGAGCUGCCAUGUGUGUUCAGAGACUUUCAGAGAUCCUGUGUCUCUGAGCUGCAACCACAACUUCUGUUCAAGCUGCCUGCAGAAAUUCUGGGAACAAGCUAAAAACAAAAACUGUCCUAUUUGCAAAAGAAAAUCCUCAAAAGAUCAUCCUUUGGUGAACUUUACACUGAAGGAACUGGCUGACUCAUUUGCUGGAAGACAGAAAUCUGGAUCAUCUGAGACAGAAAAAGGAAAAGAGAAGUCAUUAAUGGAGGUUUGUAGUAAACACAAAGAAGACCCUAAACUGUUCUGUGAGGAUGAGCAGAGAGUUGUGUGUUCUGUCUGUGAGUUUUCUCUCCAUCACAAUCACAAAGUGGUUCCUAUAGAACAAGCAGUCAGUGACCUGAAGGAGCAGCUGAAAUCUGACUUAAAGUCUCUGGAGGACAAGAGGAACAAAUACAAACAAGUGGAGAAAACAUACAAUGAGGGGAUUCAACACUCCAAGAAGCAGCUGCUGUCCACAGAGAGGCAGAUCAGAGCAGAGUUCAACAAGCUCCACCAGUUCCUGAAAGAGGAAGAGGAGUCCAGACUGGCAGCUCUGAGGGAGGAAGAGGAGCAGAAGGGGAAGACUGUGAGCAGAGAGAUGAAGAGAAUUCAGGAGCAGAUCUCCUCUCUGUCAGACAGUAUCUCUGCUGUUGAAGAAGAGCUGCAGAAACACCAGGUGCCAUUCCUCAGCAGUUAUAAAGCCACUCAGACCAGAGCCAGAGCCCAGUGCUCACUGUCAGAUCCACAGCUGGUCUCAGGAGCCCUGAUAGAUGUGGCCAAACACCUGGGCAACCUGGCCUUCAGAGUCUGGGAGAAGAUGGAGGAGAAGGUCCACUUCAGUCCUGUCAUUCUGGACCCAAACACUGCUCCCUCCUGUCUCCAUCUGUCUGAUGAUCUGACCAGCGUGAGAUAUGGAGACACAAAGCAGCAGCUUCCUGACAAUCCAGAGAGAAACACUUUUUAUGCCAUUGUUCUGGGCUCUGAGGGCUUCAGCUCAGGGAAACACAGCUGGGAGGUGGAGGUGGGAGAUCAUCCUGACUGGAAGGCUGGUUUAGCUAAAGAGUCAGUUGACAGGAAGGGAGAGAGAUAUGCUUCACCAGAAUAUGGAAUCUGGUGUUUAUCGCAUCGUGAUGGAAAAUACACAAAUGGUGCUGGUCAGACUGUGACAGUAGAGAAGAGUCUCCAGAGGAUCAGAGUCCAGUUGGACUAUGACAGGGGGGAGGUGUCCUUCUACAACUCUGAAGACAUGACUCACAUCUACACUUACAGAGACACCUUCACUGAGAAACUCUUCCCAUAUUUCAGUGUUGGAAAAGCUGGUGCUGCCAAAACCUCUGAUAUCAGAAUCAGAAAGUGAGAUUUCUCUGUGAUGUUCAGAGAUGUUUGUUUUUCUGUGACAAUCAUUCCAGGUUCAUUUAUCUGUAAAGUCAUCAUCACACAACAGUGAUAGUUUCCACUAAAAGACUAUUUCAUUCAACUUGAAGGUUGGUUGUAAUUUUAAAUGAAUUAUUUUAAAUGUGCAUAAUUAAACAUGUAGACCUCAACAGUGGUUAAAAGUGUCUGUGAAUGUUUCAAUAAAAAAAAUGUUAAUAUUUGAUUAGAACAAGAACAUAUUUUCAAUCUGCAAGUUUUUUUUUCAUCGACUGUUAUUUUAUCCUUUCCACUAAAAGACUUAAAAGUCUUUUCUCCUCCAAUGAUGAGUUAUUUUAUCCUUUAACAUGUUCUAAUGAGAUUUUCAGUGGUUCAGUGAAUCUAAAAUCAUUGUGUCUGAUUGAUUGUUCUUAUUUCAUUCUACAGCAGAACUGAUUUAUUUCCUUGGUUCACAGAAACUGUUAAUCCAACUGUCUGAAAUGAAUGAUGUUGUGUGGUUGCCAAUGAUUUAGUUGUGUUUAAUUUGUGUAGGAUGUAACUUCAUGUUGUUGAUAUUCUGCUCAUGUUUAAUAGAUUAUAACAGAAUAAAGUCUCAUGUUGUUCAGUAAAUACUCUGAUCAUACUAUAAUCUGAAUGAUGCUCUCUUGGCUUCUAACAAACAUGCUCAGUGUGUCCAGUCACUUCUUCUCAUGUAAUUAACUUCCUGUAAUUAGGUCAUAAACAGAGUGUGUGGUGUUUUUGUGAUAAUGUCUCUAAAAGACUUGGCUUUAAAACUACAAAUACAACUGUUCAACGGUGUUUAGUUCAAUAAUUUACACCAGUUGAUAAAAGAUAUGAAUCCCUGAGCCUCAAUUUAACACGUGGUCCUUUGCUUCCAUCUAGUGGGUAUAUGGUGGAACUACAGAAAACAAACAGCACCAUUGUUUUCCACUAACAGAGCUUUGUGCCACACUUCUUCUUGACUUGUUUCAUAGUCAAGUUUGAUGCAUGAUAGAAAGUUUAGUUAUUUUUAUGGAUUCUAUAAUUUGCACAACAAUAGAAUUUGACAUAUAGGUUAAAUAAAACAGUCAAUAUUCUUUUCUAUAAACUCUUGGUCCAGUUCUGGUUCAGGCGUUGAAUGAGUUCAGAAUCAGGGUGAUUUCUAUCAUUUAAUCGAGAAGAAAUAUCUUAAAUUUCAUUUCUGUCUCAUCAGAAAAUGCAGUGACUACAGUACAUGUGUACUUGGGAGUAAGAUGAUAUCUCUAUUAGCUGGAAUAAGACGAUGUUAAAAGAUUCUCAGCACUUUUGUCUUAUUUAUUGUCCCAUUCAGAAAAAUAAGUUGUUGAAAUAAUCAAAUGCUUGUUGUUAACAAAGAAAAUAAAAAAGUAAAUAAGAACUUUUCUGAUUGUAGAAACUUUAAGUUUCAUGUUGUGUUGUUCCGAAUUUGACCACAAGAGGGUCUAAAAUUGAUGUUAUUCAUUUUGACAUGUAAACCAUUUCUACUGUUUACUUUAAUUAUACAUGUGUUAAUGUAACUGUGUGUGAAAAUAAACAUAAAUAUAUUCACUGAUCUGAUUUUAUUUUGAAGAAUAAAGUUCUAUUCUGUUAUAAACGUU
Messenger RNA from Mugil cephalus (flathead mullet), 3142 nucleotides. RefSeq names its product nuclear factor 7, brain-like. Gene Ontology annotation, molecular function: zinc ion binding; protein binding. Lineage: Eukaryota; Metazoa; Chordata; Actinopteri; Mugiliformes; Mugilidae. The record is from RefSeq and is a predicted model, not a curated record. The transcript has a single exon. Bases 118 to 1533 code for a protein of 471 amino acids.